CAUCUCCCAUGCUCCUCCUCUGCAGGAGGCAGACAGUCAUGCGGAUGGAAACAGGAGUGGGCAUCCGCUGCUCUGCACGAAGAAGAAACUUCGAGGGAAGAUGCACGAAGAGGAGGAUGGCAGCGAAGCAAACUCCUGCUCAGCCUCACGGAUCGUGGCCUCCAGAUCUGUGGAUGUGGCCGAGGUAGAGGGAGCGAAGGAGCAGGCCUGCAAGCUGUGCGGGUACUUGAACAAACUAUCCGGCAAGGGGCCUCUAAGGGGGUACAAGCCGAGGUGGUUCGUGUAUGACCCGAGGAAAUGUUAUUUGUAUUACUUCAAGACUCCUCAAGAUGCAUUGCCACUCGGGCACAUCGAAAUAGGCGAUGCGUCCUUCAGCUACGACGUGGAGGUGGAAGAGGGGCAGUUUGAGAUCCGCACAGCCGGGAAGGAGUUCCUCCUGAAGGCCCCCAACAGACAGGUGAUGCAUUACUGGCUGCAGCAGUUACAGCAGAAACGUUGGGAGUACAGCAACACACGAGGAUCCGGUCAGAGAGACAGCUGGAGCUCCCCGACACUGGCUUACCCUCCCACCGGCCUCGUAGGCAAAGACAACGAUGCGAUUGUCUUUGAGAAGCUAAGCGACAGCAUGGAGAAGGUCCGCAGUGACUUUGCCAUGGAGACAGAAACGGACAGUGGGGGAAUGGUGGGGAUCCAGUCAGCCAGAGGAACUUCUGCUGCGCCCACAAACCCCCUCAACUUCUCCUUCAGAAACUUUGGUACAGAACUCAGGAACUCCAUGUCUUAUCUGCGGCCAGGGAGAGGAGGCGAGAACAGACGCAGUGUGUUUUACACUGGCAACAGCAACAGCAGCACAGAGGAGUGGGAGCUGGUGGAUGCUCCACCCAAGGACUUCCCCGAACAGAAACCUCAUCCAGACACACACAGACAUUCCUUUGGAUCAGCAUUUCCUUUUGACUUUGGGCGCAACUCAUCGCGGCCAAAGAGGCCUUUGCUUCGAGACAUGAUGGGCUCUGGGAGAUUUGGACGUGGCGGUGAGACACGCAGUGCCGAGAACUCCCCAGUGGAGUGUAACGGCAGCAAAUCUUUGGAGAUGCAGCUUCGCCUUCAGAGCCAGCAGGAAGAACUAAGCAGUAUGCAGCAGGAACAGACCAAACUGAGAGAAGAGCUGGCCAGUCAGAAGGAGCUGGUGAGACUGCUGCAGCAGACGCUGAGGACAUCCCAGUGCGACAGGCAGUCAGUGCACCGUCCUCCUCCUCCAGCUCCAGAUGCAUCUUCUUCUUCAGACCAUACUCCGGGUCCAGCAGUAACCACGAAAGAUGUCACGCAGAUGGAGGCUCUGCUUCAGGAGAGAGAUGGACAAAUCCAAUCCCUCUGUUGCCACAUGGAGCGUCUCGCCUUGGAGAAGGAAAGUCUGCAACAAGAGCUGAAAGGCCUGAAAAUAAAGGUGGGGGAGAUAAACGACCAGCUGGGGAUGCUGAUGGAGACCAUCCAGGCCAAGGAUGAAGUCAUCAUCAAGCUGUCACAGGAGAGCUCGGAGCAGAGCUGUAAUCCAAACGACGGAGGUUCACCAUCUCCUAACAAAGAUCAGCAGGAGCUGGACAUCCUCAAGGACAGUCUUCAAGGCUACAAGUCCCAGAACAAGUUCCUGAACAAAGAGAUACUGGAGCUGACAGUAUUACGCAGAAAUGCAGAGAGUAGAGAAAAGGCGUUAGAAGCAAAGUAUACGGCCCUGGAGGCCAAGUUGUGUCAGGUGGAGAGUAAGUAUCUGGUGCUGCUUCAAGAAGUCAAGACCCCAGUGUGUUCGUCUUCAGAGCAGAGUCCAGCCCGCGAGGUCAUUUCCAGAUUAUUAGAGGAUGCACUUCAGGCAGAGUCCCCCGACCAGCAAGAGCACCCCAUCUUCAAACCAAAUACUGUCAGUGAGUAUGACGUGUUUGGCUUCAAGACGGUCCCCGAGGAGGAGGAAGAAGAGGAGAAGCUGGUUGCGAAGGUGAGGGCGCUCGAACUCAAGUCCCUAUCCAUGACAGAUCAGGAAGUAUCCGUCGGGGUGAAGUGGGAGAACUAUCUGGCCAGCACCAUGAACAGAGAUCUGGUGCGCUCCCCUGAGCUCAAAGCCCUGAUUCGCUGCGGUGUGCCCCACGAGCACCGCUCCCAGGUGUGGCGCUGGUGUGUCUCCUUCCAUGUCAAAAAGUUCAGGGACCACUUGGCGCCCGACUAUUAUGAGACCUUACUAAACGUGGCCCGGGACAAGCCCAACCCGGCCUCGAAGCAAAUCGAGCUGGACUUGCUGCGUACUUUGCCAAACAACAAGCACUAUUCCUCCCCGAGUGCAGGCGGCAUCCAGAAACUCAGGAACGUCCUGAUGGCUUUCUCCUGGAGGAAUCCAGAUAUCGGCUACUGCCAAGGACUGAACAGGCUGGCAGCUAUUGCCCUGCUCUAUCUGGACCAAGAGGAUGCCUUCUGGAGCCUUAUUGCCAUUGUAGAGGUUUUCAUGCCAAGAGACUAUUACACCAAGACUCUGCUUGGCUCACAGGUUGACCAACGUGUGUUCAAGGACCUGAUGAGUGAGAAGCUCCCCCGGCUUCAUGCCCACUUUGAGCAGUACAAGGUAGACUUCUCCCUCAUCACCUUCAACUGGUUCCUGGUGGUGUUUGUGGACAGUGUGGUGAGCGACAUCCUCUUCAAGAUCUGGGAUGCCUUUCUGUUUGAAGGUCCAAAGAUCAUAUUUCGCUUCGCCCUCGCUCUCUUCAAACACAAAGAGGAAGAGUUUUUGAAGUUGCAGGAUUCCACAACCAUCUUCAAAUAUCUAAGAUGCUUCACACGCACAAUCCUGGACUCGAGGAAGCUGAUGAACAUCGCCUUUGUGGACAUGAACCCAUUCCCCAUGCGCCAAAUCCAGAACCGACGCUCCUUCCACCUGGAGAAAGUCCGCCUUGAGCUGACAGAGCUGGAGACGAUCAGACAGACCUUCCUCAGGGAGAGAGAGACAAGUCAGGAUGGACGGAGCUUCGUCAGUGAUGAUGAGGAGGAUAACUGACCUCGAGCUUAUGUCACAUAUGCCCGUCCUCGUGGCAUGAAGUAUGAAGACGAGGAGAUCAUAAGCGCCAUGCCAGUGAUGUGCUGUAAAAGGAUUUUUUUUUCCUAAAGAGUUGGUCCCUAAAUCAUCUGGAACAAUCAACUUUCUUUGUGUUUUAAGUGACAUUGCAUCAAAAGACCCAAACUUUACAGGCCAAAUGGGCUUUCUAUCAGUAUUCCUGCCAUUUCUUUAUUUUUUUUAAAAGUCUUAUUUGUUUUGUCUUUAUGUCACCGUAUGCUUCCGUGCCAAGCUACAUUCUUGCAGUCCAAAUCAGUAUUUUUACAAACAUGGUUGUGAUCUUUCAGUAGUUGGAGAUUUUAACGCCGUUUUGAAGGAAUAUUUUUUUCUUUUCUUUUCAUGGAGAUUCAGAUUUAUUUUCUUUUGCUUUCUCUGCCCUUCUUCCACCAAUGUCUUAAAAUAGUUUUUUUUUUAGAUAUAUUUUACACAUCGCCACUCAACAACACAUUUUUUCGUGUUUGAUCUCAGUGUGUCUUGAUGUGCUUCAAUCACUUAUGCUGAAAUUCUGCAUAAAUCCUAAUAGUUAAGUCUUGGAGCUGUCUGAUCAAAAGGUUAUUCCCAAAUUGUUCUUAUCACUCUGGCCCCUAAGAGAUUUGUUUGUUUGUGGUUCAAAAGACUUGCCCUCAAACCUGGGAUCAGAAAGGAAAUUUUUCCCAUGUUGCAUAAACAGCAUGUGUAAUAUUUGAGGGAAGACUUUGCUUGUAUUAUUUUUUUUUAUCUUAGGAUUCAGAUAAAAAGAAAACAGCCACACACCAACUAACCCAUCAUUUUAAUGAUGUCAGACAGUGUUGUCUUUCUAAGUAAUUUUUUUUUAAUUCCAUUUUGUCUAAACAUAUCUUGCAGAUUCUCAUUAUUGGAAUUUCAUUCUCAAUAUUGUCCCCUUAAAGAGAAAAAGAUUCAUUAUGUUUUUGUUUACCUCCUCUUCCAAGUCCCAUCCAUGUUGCAUUGCCAUGUUUUCUAGCUCAGAACGAACAAACCAAAUGCUGGUUCCAGAUAGGAUUUUGUUGUUGCACCUUUCGCGGCCACCGUAGCUUCUCCUUUGCACUUAACAAGAGGGCAAGUGGAGGGUGUUGCAAUCCACCACUAUAUGCCAAAAUCCAAAUUAGAGGCAGUAUGAGUAGGAUUUGUUAGUUGCUGUUUGUAAAUGAAUGAUUCAAAGUUUGGCCCUCCUCCCAGCUUUAUCUCCACACACACACAUCUCUACACAACCUGACAAGAUGAAGAAGCCUGAUUCGUCCUAUCUGCUGUGGCUUGUGUAUGUGUGUGUGUGGAGCUGUCUGACUGACACUCGGAUUGUCCUUACGUUUUUUUUUUUUGUCCCGACCAAGUCCUAAACUCACCAAAAUGAAUGCUCAGAAACGUCCCAAACGCACCUAAAUAAUAAAACAUACAGACAGAGAGCAGGGUCCUAGUCAUUAUGAACUUCAAGUAUUUCCCCAUAGACACAUAAUGCAUAAGGACCACUGGAUUUCUUGAGGAGAAUUGGUGAUGAUUGACAUUGAUUCCUUUUAAUUACCUCAUUAUCUGACUGAUUUCUACUUCUCUGAGCAUUAAGAUCAUUUGCUGUUGAAAUACCCCUGCCUAGACGUACUGCUUUUAAGUGUUUUAUUAAUGUUCUUAAUUUUUCCAACCAUUAGCAGGGGUUAUGUUAUGUGUUUUAAAAGAUUCAGUUUACCCAGACUUAACACCUACUUUCCCAGAUUUACCGUCCACAAUUUACAUUCAGAAUGCUGGGAUUACUUUUCUGAGCCCUGUUUGAAAAUGCUGAUGUGUUUACAUCCAUUGUCCUCAGUGUGGCAGUAUAACAUUUGUUUACGCCAGCUCACAGGUACCCACCAUACAGUAUCAUAUGUGUUUAUUGUACUGUAGUUCAGCUUUGGGAGAAAUGGCUGUAAAGUCCGCCUGUCACCAUUGAUUGUUGUGCGAAAUAUGAUCUGUAAUCUUUCAGGGGAAGUAUUUCAGAAGAUUGCUAGACACAUGUGGCAACAUCUUUCUGUCUUCCACAUCCAGGUACUUGGAGAUAACGGUUUACUCUUUAACAUUGUGGCCCUAUUGUUUAUUACACCUGAAUUACAACUAAUACAGGAUGAAAAAGUUGAUUUCCCGCAAAUCAAAACUUUCUUAGAAAGAAACCAUGUUUAGAUUUGUGUUGUUAAAAUGGGAAUCCACGAGAGAGGAACAAGAUUUUCGUGCUUCACCCCUUCUCUUGUAUGCUGAUAUAUUGUUUACAGUUUGUUAUAACUUUUAUUUUUCUCUGUUUUACUACAGUAUUUUCAGCCAUAGCAUCACCCCGAACUUUUUUGUUGGGCCACCUGAACUUAUGAACAAAAUGGCAGAAUUGUGGUUGUUCUGAUGAUGGAAAUGUGAAUGGGAAAAAAAAAAAGACCUGUGAAAAUGGCAGUCAAAUUCAUUUUUCUUCACGAGAGCAGGCCUCUCUGGAGAUCAGAUUUGAAUCAGUCGAAGAUGAAAAGUUUUCUUAGGUCCGCUCAUUUUGUCAAAGGGCUCAUACAGUACAUUGUUAACGUUUACUGAUAUUUCAUUGCACAACUUCUCUUCUAAAGCUUGUUUGCUACCGGCCACACUUUCACAUUGAAUAAGCUACGUUUAAUGUUAUCUUUUAUUUCUUUCCUUUCUUUCUUUUGCUUUUCCCAUCAAUGUAUUGCAAAUGUGUGGACAAAUGACAUCAAAUUAUCAUAGGGCACUUCACUUUUUUUUUUAUGUAAAUCUCUAUGGUAUUUUGUUCAAUGUUAAUCGGUAUCAUUUAAUGAUAGAAAAGCGCAAAGCUUUCAUAUCACAGCCUUAAGUACACGCAGCUGUAUGUUUUUGUAUUACGAGUUCAAAUUCAAUAAACAGUGGCUGACUGAA
This is a messenger RNA of Larimichthys crocea (large yellow croaker), 5956 nucleotides long. RefSeq names its product TBC1 domain family, member 2B (gene tbc1d2b). The coding region runs from base 101 to 3034 and encodes 977 amino acids. The record is from RefSeq and is a predicted model, not a curated record. Gene Ontology annotation, molecular function: GTPase activator activity; small GTPase binding. Gene Ontology annotation, biological process: regulation of GTPase activity. Lineage: Eukaryota; Metazoa; Chordata; Actinopteri; Sciaenidae. The transcript has 13 exons.